Messenger RNA from Drosophila hydei, 1594 nucleotides. RefSeq names its product odorant receptor 65a-like. The transcript has 5 exons. Gene Ontology annotation, molecular function: olfactory receptor activity; odorant binding. Gene Ontology annotation, cellular component: plasma membrane. The record is from RefSeq and is a predicted model, not a curated record. Lineage: Eukaryota; Metazoa; Arthropoda; Insecta; Diptera; Drosophilidae. Gene Ontology annotation, biological process: sensory perception of smell; detection of chemical stimulus involved in sensory perception of smell. The coding region runs from base 102 to 1361 and encodes 419 amino acids.
GCAAUUAUAAAAACAAUCAUCAUGGAAAUUGUGCCCUGUCCUGCAAUCGACUCUAUAUAAAAACCACAGCCCAUUGCCAAUUUAUCAAUAUACCUUGAGCAAUGUCGAGUUAUCGUAUACCCCAGAAGAACUGGAGGCGCAUUUAUGCACAAUUCGUGGACCUUUGGUUGGUGCUGCAUCAGAAGACACAUCCGCAGCAUACUUCGCUCUAUUAUAAUCGCAUGCAACUAACCACCCUGGGGAACUAUCCGAACAAGGAGCAGCGUCGCUUACGUAUUCGCCGCAUCUGGCAAAUAAUUAUUCUGCUACAGGUCAACAUAUUCUUAGUCACUCUGCUGCUUGCGCUGCCCGAAUCGGCCGACAAUAUAGUCGACUUUGGUCAGGACACUCUGUGGUUGAUUGGGUGCUUCUAUUUGUCAUUCAAAUGGCACUUCUUCUACUUUCAUGCGGAUGACGUGGAUGAGAUUGUCAAUGAUCUGGAGGAGUGUCAUGGCAUGGCAGUGAGUGGGCCAGCGGCGUCAAUCAUACGCACCGAGCAGCGUGCUUUCUUUCUGAUGGAGUCUGUCCUGGGACUGGUCUGGCAUGUGGGCAUAUUGAUGUUCUGUGUCCUGGCGAUAUCGCAGCCUCUUUGGACUGACCAGAAGCUGCCGUUCCACGCAUAUUAUCCUUUCGACUUACACGAUCCAACCAAGCAUCCCAUAGCACAUGUUUUUCUAUACAUCUGGCAAAGCUUUUUCCUGUUCUACAAUAUGGCCUGUAUUCUGUAUACAGAUGUCUUCGCAUCGCACUUAUUCGCUCAACUGGCCAUAAAUUUGAAAGUUCUAUGCAUUGAGCUGACCACCUUUGCCAAGGUGCAUCACAGAGAUGAGCAACAGUUUCGCAAUGAGCUGGGUCGCUUGGUGAAAUUCCAUCAGAGAACCAUAAGUCGUUGCUGGUUCAAUAGAAAUGUCAAUCGCACCAACGAAGUUUUCUAUGCGCCGCUCACAAUGCAAAUGCUAACCGAGUUCCUAAUGAUAUCUCUGUCCACGUUUGAGGCCUUAGCCGCUAGACAUGAACCCACUGUGGCGGCCAGAUUUAUUAUAUUUAUGGUUCUGUCGCUUAGUCAUUUAGCUUACUUUUGUUUCUUUGGCGACAUGGUCACCGAGCACUCAGAGAAAGUGGCCCAAUCGGCCUACGAUGCCUAUCAAUGGUCGCCAAACUCAAGAAUCAUUCGACGCGAUCUAAUUUUCAUGAUAAACCGAGCCCAGCAGCCGCUGUGCUUGGCCCCCAGCCCGUUUCCGCCCUUCAACUGGGUCAGUUAUAUGAGCAUAAUUAAGCAGUGCUAUAGUAUAUUGACACUCUUGCUAGAGAGCAUGGAUUAAGUAUAAGAAUUCAGAUCAAUUAAAUACCCAAUGAGACGACCACUUACAAGCCCGAAGUCCUUUCUCCAUGUCUUGAGGUUAAGGUAAUUUCUGCCUGAAAGCCUUAAUCGCUGCCCAUAAAGCACUUCAAGCUACCUGACGAUUACUCUCUCGCUCUCUCUCUAUUUGGCUGCCACGGAACCAAUUGGCAGACGGUUCAGUUUGGUAGCCGAGCCACAAAACUAUUUACGUUU